Messenger RNA from Thyridium curvatum, 2976 nucleotides. RefSeq lists its product as uncharacterized. Gene Ontology annotation, biological process: lipid metabolic process. The coding region runs from base 1 to 2976 and encodes 991 amino acids. Lineage: Eukaryota; Fungi; Ascomycota; Sordariomycetes; Thyridiales; Thyridiaceae. The transcript is spliced from 6 exons. The record is from RefSeq and is a predicted model, not a curated record. Gene Ontology annotation, molecular function: phosphoric diester hydrolase activity; protein binding.
AUGCUCCUCAUCAAGAAACUAUCGGCGACUCCUACCUUGAGCGCGCAGAAUGACGUCCAUCACCCGGCAACCCAUAUAGACUCGCAGGCUGCCUUGCAAGCCAACAAGGCCACCUUCUUCUUUCAACUGGAACGAGAGUUGGAAAAGGUCAAUGCAUUCUACCUACAAAAGGAAGCUGAGCUCCGAAUCCGGCUCAAGACCCUGCUCGACAAGAAGAAGGUCUUGCAGUCGCGCGGCAAUGGCAUCUCGCGACGCUCGGCCAAGUUCACCACCCUCCAGGAGGGCUUUCAACAAUUUGCCAACGAUCUAAACAAGCUGCAACAGUUUGUCGAAAUCAACGGCACUGCUUUCUCCAAGAUUCUCAAGAAAUGGGACAAAACGUCAAAGUCCAAGACGAAAGAGUUGUACCUUUCCAGAGCAGUUGAGGUUCAGCCGUUCUUCAACGCCACAGUCAUCAGCGAGUUCUCCGACCAGGCGACUACCAGUCUUCAAGAGCUUGGCGCCUGGGCCGAUGGUGACAGUGUCAGUUUUGGCACUCGCCAAGACCACGUCGUAAGCAGCCAGCACCUCCUGGGUACCGAUGAGGGCGAUGUCGACACUCUCCUUCUGGAUACUGUGCUUACUGGGAAUCUCGAAAACCUCCGCGAUCUUCUCAGCCGGAUGCGCGCCGCCGCCGAGCCAGCGGAGAAUAUGGACGUUUCGCUCAUAGAUCGUGUCACGAGGACAUUCCUGGCAUCAAUCCAUGAUGGCCCUAAGGAAGCACUACUUGUCCUCCUUGAGACUGGCCUUGUUGACAUUCAGUCGGAAGACGAUAUCAACGAGAGGAAUUGUCUCCAUCAAUCUACCAUCUACGGAAACUCAUUCGUUCUGAACCUAGGGCUGGACAAGGGUGUUGCCGUCAACAGGACGGAUGUCUACGGGCGCGUGCCCCUACAUUACGCGAGCAUGCACGGGCGUCUUGAUAUGUUGGACGCUUUGCUUUCAGCAGUCGAUUUGAGCACCAUCGAUUUGAUUGACCACGACAACUUCACACCCCUGAUUCACGCAAUCAUUCACGGCCACCUGGACUGCGUCAAGAGGCUCUUGGAGAAGUCCGCUAGGCUUGAUCCUGUAUCUGACUCCGACCAUGUUCCCCUGAACCUUGCUUGCGAGCAUGGCUCCAGUGCCAUCGUCGAACUUCUGCUGCAGCAUGGCGCUCGGAUCCUACCAGAUGCGGAGGGUCUCUAUCCUCAACAUCUUGUUGCUCGUUCUGGCCAAAAACCAGAGCUUCUUUUGCUUUUGAAGCAAUUCGGUGCGGAUCUCGACCAGAUAGACAAGCUAUACGGAUGGACGCCUUUGGUACAUGCGGCGAGCGAGGGCAAUGUCCCUUGCCUGCAAGCACUUAUCGAAGUUGGCGCGGAUCCAAACAUCCGAGACGAGAAAGACCUUCCUGCGAUGUACUACGCAGCCUGGGAAGGACACCUGGAGUGCAUGAGACUUCUGACCCCGUUCAGCAGAGGUUCAAAUGCAAGCCCUUCGUUGAGUGCUAGUGCCCCGUCAUUAUCCGCCAUUGGCACCAGCAAUGCCCCCGGCCCCAUGGCGCUCGAUCCAGAUGCCAUCCCCGUCCUCGAACUACCCCCACCUAUCAUCCCUCUCCGGCGAUAUGGACACAACUUUUUGGACACCAAGACAGUUGUGCAGAUCAACUUUGAGGAGAUCGAUGGCGAACAGCCCCUGAUCUUCUUCCAGGAUGGAAAAUACCCUGCUGCCAGACUGACGAUAUCUUCAAAGGUCUCAGACCUAAUCCCCAAGAACAUAAUCCUCCCCUUCCAGGAGGACACUCGCCUCGUGUCCUUCCAGAUCGACAGCCUGGAUUCCUUCACCCUCGACUUCGACGUGUUCCCCACGUAUGGCGCCAAGAUCAUUGCAAAGACGGUGGCGCUCCCCAACACCUUCCGGGCUCUGCUGAGCAGCUCUGGCAAAUGCUGCCUACCGCUGUUCGACCCUCGACUCCGUGCGAUCGGCCAGAUUAGCUUCAAUACCCAAGUCAUCAAGCCAUUCCAAGGCAAGCCUCUGGAGAUCACGGAUUUCGAAACAUACUGGAAGGCAACAAGCCAGUUUGACGGCAGCCCCAGCACUUUUGUGUCUGGCUCGAGUCUCUCGGGUGACUUUGUGCGUAUCUACGUGCAGCAUACAAGCGAUGGCAUCCCUGUGCUCUGGCCGACAUGGACUGUGAACUGCGGCGGUAUAGAUAUGCCCGUGUCCCGUCUGUCCUUUGGGCAGUUCAACACGGUCACCGGGUCCAGCCGCAAUGCCGCCGACCUGGCUGCCCUUCCCACGAAGACAUUGGACGCCAUCACCGAUGUGCACCGGAUCCUCGCCACAUCGGGUAUCACUCUGCAGGAUGCACUAUCCUUACUGCCCGCCGGAAUGCACGUCAACAUCCAGAUACUCUAUCCUGCGGCAGAUGACGAGAGGCUCCUGGGACUUGGACCCGGCGCGGAUCUGAAUGCUUUUGUCGAUGCUAUCCUGACCAUUGUGUUCGAUCAUGCCCGCUCGCAGCGCGCUCAUUCGCCCCACGCUGUGAGGUCGAUUGUGUUCAGCUCGUACAACCCGAGCCUCUGCACGGCCAUCAACUGGAAGCAGCCAAACUUCCCGGUAUUCCUUUGCAACGACCUCGGAAGACAAGAUCUCAUUUCCGCGACGGACUCUGUCCAGAGCAGCGGGCGCAGGACCUCGUCUAUCAAGGAAGUGGUGAGGACAGCGGAGAGCAACAACUUCAUGGGCCUGAUAUGUUGCUCUCGCCUGCUGGAUAUGGUGCCUGCCCUUGUGGAUGCGAUCAAGUCGCACGGCCUGGCCCUCGUUGUUGACAAGUCUGCGGACAGACAACCAGACUUCAACCCCAUGGACGACCCCUUCCCCCGGAUGCCCAAGGGUGUCGAUGGACUCCUGAAGAGUAACGGCGUCUUGAAGUUCAACCCGUCGAUAGACAUGUAG